This is a messenger RNA of Telopea speciosissima, 3620 nucleotides long. Its product is annotated as tyrosine-sulfated glycopeptide receptor 1-like. NCBI's taxonomy places the organism in Eukaryota, Viridiplantae, Streptophyta, Magnoliopsida, Proteales, Proteaceae. The record is from RefSeq and is a predicted model, not a curated record. Gene Ontology annotation, molecular function: protein binding; protein kinase activity; ATP binding. The coding region runs from base 256 to 3441 and encodes 1061 amino acids. The transcript has a single exon. Gene Ontology annotation, biological process: protein phosphorylation.
CCACUCAUUCCUCCGUCUGCUUCUACAUCUCUGUCUGUCUCUCUCUCUCUCUCUAUCUCUCACUCUGCUUACACCAUUACUUCCCACCGUUAUUCUUUCACCACCAGCAGAUGCUCUCCCUUCUUACAAUGAUUCUCUUUCAUGUUCCGCUUAUUCCCCUAUUGUCCCAAUACAAAUAAACGUCUUUACUAGCAGAAGACCUGCUGCUGCUUCGGCUGCCUGUGUGCAACACAAGACACAGACAGAGUCAGAGUCAUGCUUCUAUGGCUGCAUCCUUCGAGACACGACAAGUUCGUACUCAAUCCAGAGAAGACCCUUUUCGAAUUACUCUGCUUUCUGUUCCUCUUUUGUUUUCCUACGCCCCAUCAUGCCUGCCGGGAGCUCGAUCGAGUGUCUUUGCUGUCCUUCUCCCAGAACCUCUCAACUCCUCUGAAUUGGUCUUCUUCUUCUUCCUCGGAAUGCUGUGGUUGGGAAGGCAUUUAUUGCGAUGCUAACGGUUGGGUCAAAAGUCUAUGGCUUCCCUCGAAAGGACUCAGAGGACCCCUAUCUGUCUCUCUUGCUAACCUUACCCACCUCUCUUACCUCAAUCUCUCUCAUAAUUUCCUAUCUGGGCCUCUUCCACUUUCCUUCGUUUCGUCCUUUGAUCACCUAAAAACCCUCGAUUUGAGCUUCAAUCGUCUUUCCGGUGAAUUACCGGCGUCUGCAUCACCCAACCGUUCCUUAUCUCUGCAGAUUCUUGAUUUGUCAUCCAAUCUCUUCUCCGGAGAUUUUCAGUUAUCAUUCCUCGAACAAGCUUCGAAUCUAUCGACAUUGGAUAUCAGCAACAAUAGCUUCAGAGGCAUCAUUCCUUCUUCAAUAUGCCAGAAUUACGCUAUGCUUAAGCACUUGGAUUUCUCCUUCAAUCUCUUCAGCCAAGGGAUUCCUUUGGGGCUUCAUAUGUGUUCGCAGCUGGAGGUUUUCAGAGCAGGUUGGAACCAACUUAUAGGACCUUUACCCGAUGACAUCUAUGGUAUAAUUUCGCUGAAGCAGCUUUCCGUUCCCUCCAACAAUAUAUCAGGAAAUAUAGAUGGAGCUGAUCAGAUCGUUCGCCUUGUCAACCUCAACAUUCUUGACCUUUCCUGCAAUUAUUUGACAGGGCAACUACCUCAGGACAUUGGGAAGCUGACGAAUUUGGAAGAACUGAUCCUCUACCAGAACAACCUCACUGGUCUUCUGCCUCCAUCCUUCACGAAUUGCACAAAUCUCCGGGUCGUGAGUCUAAGGCUCAAUGGGUUCGAAGGAGAGUUAUCCACCAUUGAUUUCUCCAAAUUUGUGCAAUUGAACACCCUAGACUUGGCUGGAAACAACUUUUCUGGUUAUAUGCCACUAAGCAUAUACUCAUGUCCCUCCUUAACUGCAAUCCGAUUCACGAAGAACCAGCUCGAGGGACAAAUCCAGCCUGAAAUACUUGCAUUGAGGAAACUAUCUUAUCUCGCAAUUUCGGCCAAUCGGCUGACCAAUAUCACUGGAGCAUUGCGGAUUCUGAUGCAUAGCAGGAACCUCACCACACUUCUCCUGGGGGAGAACUUCUAUGGAGAGGCGAUUCCCGUCAACAUUGAUUCUGAUGGAUUCCAAAAUAUCCGGGUUCUGGCUAUUGGUGGUUGUCAGCUCACCGGCCAAUUGCCCAACUGGUUAGUUAAUCUCGGGAAGUUGGAGGUCUUGGAUUUGUCUUUAAAUCAGUUCACAGGUUCAAUCCCUGGGUGGUUUGGAACACUACCAAAACUCUUCUAUAUAGACUUGUCUAGUAACUUUCUUACAGGAGAAUUGCCUCUAGAGUUCACAGGGAUGCCCAUGCUGGUCUCAUCAGUUCCUUUGAAUCAGAUUAAUCUCGAGCUACCCGUCUUUGUCGUCACCCAAAAUAAUAAUGGGCAAGUGUACACUCAGAUCUCCAGUUUACCCCCUGCGAUAUACCUGGGAAACAACAGCAUUAAUGGCAGCAUUCCUCCAGAGAUUGGAAUGUUGCAUAACCUUCUUGUGCUAGACCUCAGCCUCAACAAGUUCUCUGGUGUGAUUCCUGACCAGCUAUCCAAUCUCACCAACUUGGAAACACUGGAUCUUUCAGGGAACAACCUUACCGGUGAGAUCCCAUCGUCGCUGGUUCAGCUCCAUUUCUUGUCUUGGUUCAGUGUUGCAUAUAACAAUCUGGAAGGGCCUAUACCAGUGGACGGCCAGUUUGAUACUUUCCCCAUCUCCAGUUUUGUUGGGAAUCCAGGGUUGUGUGGUCCGCCCGUGCAACGGCCUUGCCACAUUCAAAAUGAGGAAACUACCACCAGUCCUGCACCCAGCAAGAGCACCAACGCGGAACACCUUUUGGUAGUUCUCGGAAUAUGCUUAGGGUGUGGUUUUGUGUUCGCUGUGCUAACUCUUUGGAUAGUAUCCAAAAAGAUCAAACUCAGAAGAGAGGACAGUAACAAGAUUCAUCUGGAACUCAGUUCAUGCAGCUCCAAUUUUGGCGUACCUCCCCUUAUGGUGGAGGAUUCAAGUCUGGUGAUGUUGUUCCCCGGAAACUGUAAUGAAUUCAAGGAUCUCACAGUAUCAGAUAUCUCAAAAGCAACAAACAAUUUUGACCAAGAAAACAUCAUAGGCUGUGGGGGAUUUGGAUUGGUAUAUAAGGCAACAUUACCAAAUGGAACCGUGCUGGCUGUUAAGAGACUGUCUGGAGACUUGGGUAUGGUGGAAAGGGAAUUCAUGGCUGAGGUUGAAUGCCUUUCCACAGCUCAGCAUGAGAAUUUGGUCUCUCUGCGUGGUUACUGUGUGCACGAUGGAUGUAGGAUGUUGAUUUAUCCCUUCAUGGAGAAUGGGAGUCUGGACUACUGGCUACAUGAGAAGACUGAUGGUGCAUCUGUACUUGACUGGCAUACUAGGCUGAAAAUUGUGCAGGGAGCGUGCCGUGGGCUUUCUUACAUGCACCAGAUCUGUGAGCCGCACAUUAUUCAUCGGGACAUCAAAUCUAGCAACAUCUUGCUUGAUGAGCAUUUUGAGGCUCAUGUUGCAGAUUUUGGACUUUCACGAUUGAUCUUUCCAUAUGACACCCAUGUCUCAACUGAGCUGGUUGGGACCCUAGGCUACAUUCCUCCUGAGUAUGGGCAGGCCUGGGUCGCCACCUUGAGAGGAGAUGUUUACAGUUUUGGGGUUGUUAUGCUUGAGCUGCUCACAAGGAAGAGGCCUCUUGAGGUCUUCAAUCCAAAAAUGACAAGGGAAUUGGUUGGAUGGGUGCAGAAAAUGAAGUCUCAGGGCAUGCAAGAUGAAGUCUUUGACCCUCUUCUGAGGGGCAAGGGGCAUGAAAAAGAGAUGCAGCAGGUGCUCGAGGUGGCUUGCUUAUGUGUCAAUCAAAAUCCAUUCAAGAGGCCAACUAUCACGGAAGUGGAGGGUUGGCUCAAGAAUGUAGGGGUAGCCCCAUAGACCAAAUAUAAAGUUACAAGUUUCUACAAAGAUUUAGUCAUUCUUCAGUUAGUCUCUCACACUGUAGUUAUAUUUGAUUUACAAACAAACAUUUGUGCCUUGUAUCAUAGCCACAGAGUUUCACCCCUCUAUAACUAUGAAGUUGACAAAAGAAAGGAAAAAUGGUUUUCAACUUCAGC